AUGUCCUUCUUCAACAACCUUAGCUCGCGCUUGGACUCGACCUUUACCUCGCUGCAGACUCAAUUUGAAUCGGUGCUGGACGAGUCACUGGCUCGAGAGCAGGACAAUGACGAGGAGCAGCUCGCGGGCCAUGCACCCUCCACCGUGCCUGCUAGCACUCGUGCCAACGCUGAUACACAGAAACAACUCCUGAUGACGCAUUCACCAUUUCUGCGCGAGUAUGCGACUUGCACAGCUGUAGACGUCUUUGCCCACACCUGCCGACUUCAAUCGCUUGACUCACACAUGUCAUUGUGUUCGACGCAUCAACUUGACCGCAUCCAGGACCUACGCCAGUAUAGCAAGGUUCUCAGCCUUGAUUCCGCUCUGCGACACGCGCUGCGGACUGCUCGCGGCGAGAGUGCCGCUCUAGCCAAUCGCGUGUUGGAAGCCGUGGAACCCAAAGUUCAACACCAUGCGACUCAAAUCGAGUCCCUUACGCUUGAGGUCCGGCGAUUGGAAGAGCAGCUUGAGCAAGCGCAGCAUGACGCGGCUUCUACUGAUACUCAGGCCCGGGACGAGCAGGCGCCUGAUACCGCGUUGGAGGCACAGGUCACACAGCUUGAGGAGCUCCUUCGUGAGGCGCAGGAAUCACACGACAAUGUGCUUGCCGAUAUUCAAAAGGCGCGCAGCGAGCGCAACAAAGCGCAAGCUCGACACGAAACGAUCGCUGCAGAGUUGGAAGAGCUUGCAGCUAGCUUUCAAACCCUGGAACAAGCGCACGGUGCGCUAAAGGUUGAACAUGAUACAGCUUUGGAAAAAACUGUUCAGCUUCAAACCCAGCUUCAGGAGUUGGAAGCACAGCAUACGGCUACGUGUGCUGAGCGCGAUGAUUUGUCACAGAAGCUGACGGGCCUAGAACAACAACAAACUGAUUCGGCGACUUUGGCCGCUGACCUCGAUGCCAGCCGAGACCACCCAAGUCAACUCGAACAGCAAGUCGUAGACCUUCAGCAACAACUUGAAGCUCUGCAAGCAGAAAAAGCAGAACAGGGCGCUGAUGAGCAGGUUGAUUCCAACGCAACAGUAGGCCCAACCAUGCGCCGAUUGCUUGAAACGAUUCAACAGUUCAAUCAAACGCAACGUCUCCUCGGCAAACAACGCCAAAUUUGCGCGUCGCUGCAAUGCCAAUUACAAGAAGGGGAAUCGCGCUUGCCACCGUCCCAGAGCAGCGAUGAACGAGUUCAGGAGAGCAACGACCAACUCAAUCGCUCGCAGCGACUGCUUCAACAAGCACUCAGCAAUAGCACUGCGGCUGACCGGGUCCCCGUAUCCCAGAGCAGUGAUGAACGAGUUCAGGAGAGCAACGACCAACUCAAUCGCUCACAGCGACUGCUUCAACAAGCACUCAGCAAUAGCACUGCGGCUGACCGGGUCCUCGUAUCCCAGAGCAGUGAUGAACGAGUUCAGGAGAGCAACGACCAACUCAAUCGCUCGCAGCGACUGCUUCAACAAGCACUCAGCAAUAGCGCUGCGGCUGACCGGGUCCCCGUAUCCCAGAGCAGUGAUGGACGAGUUCAGGAGAGCAACGACCAACUCAAUCGCUCGCAGCGACUGCUUCAACAAGCACUCAGCAAUAGCGCUGCAGCUGACUGGCCAGUGACGCUCUUACUCUGCCACCGCGCACGACGUGAGCGGGAUCUGCUGGAGGUGGACUUGAGAUCUCUACGGGAUGAGCUGGCAGAUGCCCACGCAGCACUCAAAACCGAACAAGCUUCCCAAGUUGCUCUUCAGCAGCAAGCCACUGGCUGGGCUAAAAAUGAAGAAGACAUGCAAGAGCAAAUCAGGUCGCUGCAGGAGGAAGUGGAUGAGCUGACGGAUGCCAUGGACGCUGCACAAAAAUCUCACAAUGAGGAGAUGCGACAGGCGCGCCGAACGUUAGAGGAGAAGAUGCGUGCGCGCGAUGCUGCUGAGGCUGAGCUGCGCGCACAGCUGGAUACCGUGACUGCAGAGGUGAGCUACUGUCAAGGCAUGCAUCAGCAGCAACGAGAGAAUUCGGCCAAUGAAACAUCCGCCGCACUCGUGGAGCAGAUUCGGCAACUGCAACAGCAGCAAGCCACGGCACAAAAGACGCAUGCGGCCAAAGUCAAGAAAAUGAACUCCGACUUUUAUGAUGCGCUGCGCGCGAUUGAAGCAGAGCGAGAUGAUCUUCAGACACAACUGCAGGACUCUCAAAGCGCUGAACAAGCAGCGCUUGCAGACGUGAAACUCGAAGCAGAGCAUGAGCUGGAGCUGGGACGGAUUGAGGAGGAGCACCGCUCAGAAUUGGAUCAGCUACGCAGUGUGCUGGCUACUGAACCUAGCGACCAUGCCGAGAUGAGCAGGGACGUCCAGGCCCAGGUACGGGAGCUUCAGCUCCAGCUUCAAGAAGCACAGGAAGUUAGAGAGCAGGCCGUGCAGGAGUUGGCGCAAAGAGGCGAGGUGGAGCGUCUACAACUGCAAGACCUUCAGGCUGCACAGACCAGUGCGGUGGCGGAACUGGAGCGCGAGCUUGCGGCCGCAAACGAAAGAAAUUUCGUGCUUGAAGAGGAGGUGCGCGAGCGCGACGUUCAGGCCGAGAGUGCCCGCGCUGAUGCCCUGACGCUGCAAGACCGUCUGCAAGCCUUGCAGCAUGAACUUGACUCAGUCCAGCAGAAGUAUCGCGAGUUGGCUGCAUUGGACCGCGACUCUCUCCAUGAUGAACCUCGUCAGCGUGCAGACCCGGCUUUGGCAGACGUUUCUGCCAUUCCUCUGGUGGAACCUGAGACUGAGUCUGGGAUGACGGCUGAUGAAGUGGCUGAGCUACAGAAGCAAGCACAGCGUAGCCUACGACAGGUGGAGCAGCUCACGCAGCAGACUUUGCAAUUACAGCGCCACAAGGAACGCUUGGAAGAGAUGAAUACUGAGCAAGCUCAUCGGGUACAGACUUCUGAGCGUGAGCAGCAGCUGCUUCAGCGGCAAUUGAACGAUGCUUUGAAGGAGAUUCAGCGAUUGACGCGGCCUGCCAGCAAGGCGGUACCUGGUGACGCAGUAGCAGUAGACAUGCCCGGUGCCGAUGUCAAACCGACCCGUUCUGCUGGCCAUGUGGCUCAGGGAGGUGACGUCCUGCAGGGUUGUGUCAACUGCAUCCAGUUGCUGACCGACGGCAAGGUCAGCCGGCAAGUGGCUAUGGGGUACUUGGGUGGUGUUCAUCUUUUGCUGCUGUUUAUUAUCUUUCGAUGCUAUCUUUCCACUGCGAGUUGA
This is a messenger RNA of Monosiga brevicollis MX1, 3261 nucleotides long. RefSeq lists its product as uncharacterized. The transcript has 12 exons. The coding region runs from base 1 to 3261 and encodes 1086 amino acids. NCBI's taxonomy places the organism in Eukaryota, Choanoflagellata, Craspedida, Salpingoecidae. The record is from RefSeq and is a predicted model, not a curated record.